UCAGUAAUGCUACACUUCGCAUUCGAGGUGACCUAUCUUCUUCCAGUUCAACAGCAAGUCACCAUGCCGUGCCGGGGCCAUGUCACGACGGCCAUCGAGCUCCUGCAGGACAGCAUCCCCAUGGUGUCCCUCGCCGUCGCGGCCGCCGCGCUGUACGCGCGGGCGUCGUCGUCGCUCCUCCGCCCUGGACUCCCGCGCCUCAUCGCCCUCCUCCCCCUGUUCCCGCUCCUCGUCGCCGCGCCCCUGGCCUUCCCCUCCUCCGCCAUCGUCCGGGGCCUCGCUGCCUUCUUCCUGGCCUGGCUCUGCACCUUCAAGCUCGCCCUCCUCGCCGUCGGCCGCGGCCCGCUCGACCCCGCCCUUCCCGUGCUGCCGUUCCUCUUCACCGCCUUGCUCCCCGUCAAGCUCGCCGCCAGAGCCUCCAAGGCCAAGCCGGUGUCCCUCGUUUCUUGCGCGGUGAAGGUGGCCGUCAUAGCCGCCGUGGUCCGGCUCUACCAGUUCAACGACCGCCUGCACCUGUACGCGCGCCUAGCCCUGUACGGCGUCCACACGUACUGCUUCCUGGACCUCCUCCUCCCCUGCAUCGCGGCUGCCGCCGCCGCGCUCGGCAUGGAGGCGGAACCGCAGUUCAACCGGCCGUACCUGGCGUCGUCGCUACGGGACUUCUGGGGCCGCAGGUGGAACCUCAUGGUUUCCGCCAUCCUCCGGCCGUCGGUCUACGACCCCGUCCGCGCGCUGGCCGGGAUCCCUGCCGCUGUCCUAGCUACCUUCGCCGUGUCCGCGCUGAUGCACGAGGCCAUGGUGUACUACCUCAGCCUUCAGUGGCGGUCCGACGGCAUGAUGGCUGCUUUCUUCCUGCUCCACGGCGUUUGCUGCGUCGUCGAGGGGUGGUGCGCGCGGCGGUGGCCGGCGCCGCCGCGGGCCGUGGCUACGGUGCUGGUUGGGCUCUUCGUCACGGCCACGUCCUUCUGGCUCUUCUUCCCUGCGCUUUGCAAGGACGGAGUUGAGGAGAAGCUGCUGCAGGAGUGGGCUGCGGUGGCCGCCUUCUUCCAGGACGCCGGCGGGAAGAUACCAUGGUCCAUGGUCUCUUCCUAGAAACAGCCGGGUGAAUUCCACGUCAAUAUCCUAAGCUAAUGAAGGUAUGUACUCAAGAUUACUCCUUUGCUGGCCGGCCUUCAGAACAGUAGAGUAGCACCCAAGAUGACCAUCAACCUUUCUCCACCCGCAGCCGCAGCUUCCAUCCAAGCAACAGCGAAGGCUUGCUGGUCCCUGGUGCUGUGGGCAAGCUAAUUAAUCUCGGCUCCGUGUGAAAUGCUAAGGUAACUGUAGAGCUCAAUGUAUUUUUGUAAUAAAAGGUUGAAGAAUCUAAUGUAUUUUUGUAGUUACACCACUAAUGUGUCAUAUCUGUAGUUUAAUAAAAGCCUUUUAUCAAAACAUUGUGUCAUGUCGGAAAAAUUGGACCACUGGCAUUAAAUUAGUGAACAUGUAAAUUUGUGAACUUUGACAAAGGAAGCUCAAUCAAGUUAAUUGACAUGACAAAUGAGAAAAGAGAGAAAUAAUGUAUUCGUAUAGAACAACACUAAGUCAAAAAUAGGUGUUCUCUCCGAUUCAUAUUACUUGAUGCAAAUAUAAAUAUAUCUAGACAUAUUUUAGUUGUAGAUACAUCCAUCCAUAUUUUAGUUGUAGAUACAUUCACUUUAACAUCUAGUACUAUGGAUCAGAGGGAGUAAAAUAAACCAAAAUCAGGCUCUUAUCGUUGAAUAGGUAUACAACCAUUAUCUCAACGUCUCAGGUGCGGUCCAUGUUUUUUACUAGCCACAUCUUGGACAACCAACUUGAUAACGACUCUAUAUCCAUAGCAUCUUUUCCAACAGUGACAUCUCCUUAUUUGAAAUUGUACCUUCCAAAAAAAAUACACGUAACAAGGACACAUUAAGUCGGUAAUUAGUGAGGAUGGGCCCACGUAGUUGAUAACAAGUAAUUGUGUUGUAGGAUCCACAUGAACACGGGUAUUAGCGUUUGAAAAUUUGACCACACGCUAUAUACGCGAUGGAUCCACGUACCCGGGGGUAAGAUAUGGGCGUGUGGCGGUGGUAUCCAAACUGUAGAUAAUCAGGCGAAAGGGAGAAAGGGAGAGCUGGAAGAAAAUAAAACUAGCAGGCAUAGCGUGAAGACUAAGAAAGCAAGAGAAAAUAAGUAAACAAAAUCAAGGAAUACCAGCCUGAAUAUUGGAUGUGUACAGAAUCAUCAAAGGACAGCUUGGAAGGAGAGUCAUACCACAGUCACCACACUUUUUUUUUUGGCUCAAGGAGAGUUAUACACCUAUUAUAAAUAAAUAAAUUUUAAAUUUAUUUCAAAAUUUUAAGAAGAAUUGAUAAAUCCCCGGGCAUACAUCGGAUAUUCUAUUUUCACGCACAAGGUUAAAAUAUUCCAUCUAAUCAACGGAAAUUGCCAUUUUCUAAACAAACCAGAAAAACGGCAGGGCAAGGCAAGAUACAUAAUCUGUGAGAAAUAAUUAGGGCUACUAGAUAACUCCAGCAGUCAAGCCCACGGGCAAGGCAGGCGCGAGGAAGCAUAUUCCGGACACGGAAGAACCACCUCAAAGAAAAAGUCCUCCAUCCGACGUGUUGCUUACCCUGUAAGGCAGAAGACUAAUGGGCGCCUUUUUUUUUUUUGCAUGGACUAAUGGGCGCCUUUGUUGGGAUGAUAACAGCGUCCGACGUGGUAGAGUACCUCCCAAGUUUCGUAGAUAUACGGUGUACAUCUAGAAGGGAAUAUGGAUAAGUACAAAUCUCACAGAAGGACACGCGUCCCUUUCCCUCGAAGCCUAUAUAUGUAAGCAGCGCCGUGCAUUCGCCCCUGCAACUAACUCCUCCUCCCCCCAAAGGUAUGAUCGUGGCUUCCGCUAUGGGCCAAGUGACGCAGCCGCCGCCUGCGAAAUACGAUCUGGUUCUCGAUCCAGAGGGUGGCUUGAUUUUCAUAGAGGAUGGAGCGAAACCAACCGUAGCUGGAUAUGAAUGACACAGAGUAAGAGCAAAUCGAGGCCUGUCCGGAACCGCGAGGAUGCGCUCAUGCCUCAACAUAUAUAUGCUCCGCAACUGCUGGUCGAGUCUUCCUCAACAUAAUAUAAAGCCGAUCGAGCCAUGGUCUGCUCAAGUGUUCGUCCUUUGGCGUCAUUUCUCAAAGUCGCAGAAAUAGCAACCUUGAUACUGGGUCUCGGAUGGUCUGAAGAAACAAGUACAGUAUGUUUCUUCACUAGUACUGGUGAAGAUAUGUUCAGUGGUGAAACAAGAUAAAAUUCAGAAGCGGCUCUCGGUAACAUAUGUUUGGUGUAAAUAGUUUAUGGUAUAUAUGAGGGCCUAGUAGUGUGUAUAUGGUAUGCGUGUGAUGUACGUAUUACCCUAGGGCCUAGUACUGUAUUGCUUACGUAAGAAACCCGUGCUUGUUUUGCUUUGUUUA
Molecule: messenger RNA, 3456 nt
Organism: Lolium rigidum
Lineage: Eukaryota; Viridiplantae; Streptophyta; Magnoliopsida; Poales; Poaceae
Product: acyl-CoA--sterol O-acyltransferase 1-like
Exons: 5
Coding region: 7-1092 (361 amino acids)
Biological process (GO): lipid metabolic process
Source: RefSeq, a predicted model, not a curated record